AUACGAUGUUUGAAUUAAAAAUUAAUUUGGAUAAACGACAGUUUUUAUUUUAAACGUUUAACGUAUUGUUAAGUUUUUUUUUUUUAAAGAAAAUAUUGAUAGUUAUGUUGAUUUAGUUUGAAAUGCUAAAUUUUGCUAAUUUGAAUAUGGAUAACAAGAAUGAGUCAAACCAGAACAAUAUUAAUAAUAUGUUGACAAAUGGCAAAAUCAAAGAUAGCGAUAAAAUGCCUAGCGCUGAGUUUUAUCCACUAUUAACAUCAACGUUGCCUUCUAUCAAUAACUGUAUCUUUGGCCUAACAAGCGAAAAUAAGGUACAGAAUGUUUUGGACAGUAGCAUCAAAGAUAAAUGGAAUAAAACGCCCAAGAUUCUAGCUUUUCGCAAGAAUAAAAAAAAAAAGCUGCAGCGCAGUAGAAUGCCAUCAUGUCGUAAACCAUCAACUUUAUCAAAUAUAAGUAUUGGUCAGACAGAUGAAUCUUUAACAGAUUACCGAGAAGCAGAAAAAGAUACAUCCGAUCUAGAGAAUAACGAUGUUCAAUGUCCAUGUAAUAAUUCUCAUUUGGAGAAAGAGUUUGCUAAUGAGAUAUUGGAUUUUGAUGUUGAUAUUCUUUUCAAUGAUUUGUUUUCUCAAGAUUCAGAUAUCAUGAAAGAUCUUUUCCAGCAAAAAAAUUAUAAAGAUUGGAAGUAUACUCAAAAUGAAGAAAGUGGCUUCAAAGUACAAAUAUUAAAUUAUACAGUUCCAUUAAAUUAUAGCAUUGGACCUAAGCAAUCAUUUACCGAAUGUAAACAGGUAUUUUCUAAAGAAAAUAAAAGUGGAUCAUUUUAUGUAGUUGAUGUUCAGUGCACUAGUUUUGGAGUACCUUACGCUGAUAGCUUUAACAUUGCAAUUCGAUAUUGUUUAACUAGAAAAUCAGGAAAGCAAAGCCAACUUCAAGUUACUGGUGAAGUAAUUUUUACUAAGAAGUUGUUUGCAGUGGUUAAAAACAUGAUUUCUCGUACAACUGAAGAUGCUUUGAAUGACUAUUUCAAAUGUCUUUUACAAUCUUUAAGAAGCAAGGGUAGUAUUUCUUCAAACAAAAAAUCAACUUGCAUUCCAAGGAGUUUCUCAAAAAUUAAUAAAAAAAAUCAAUCAUUAAGAAAAACUUUGAAACAGAUAAAUACUUCAGCAUUGGACAAACAAAAAUCCAGUAUUCCAAAUAUAGACUCUAAAAAAUAUUUUGGCAUGAGUUUUGAUUCCUUUUGGUUCAUUUUGAUUCUAUGCUCUUUUAUAGGUUUUCUGAUCUUUGUAGUGAAUAUUUACACGCUGAUGAGGUUGGCUAGUUUAGAAAACAUCAUUCUUACUGAUAGGCCAUUUUUUAAAGAUACAACUACAUUUACCCAUCACGAGAAUCAAAAUAAUUUACUUUCGUCUGAAAUAACUAAAUUUUACAAAAUCCUUCAGAAAACGGAAGGUUUGCUACAACAGAUUAAAAUUGAAAUCACUGAGAACCGUAACAAGUUUUGUUCAUAUACAAAUAAUCUGAUGACGUAAUUUGAUUAAUGUUUUUAUAUUAUAUUUGAUUUCAAUAAUAUAUAUUUGCAGUAUUUAAAAAAUAUUUAGUUACCGAUGUCAUUUUGACUAAAACUAAUUUGUAAUCUUCAAGGCUUGAUAAUGUCAAUUUAUUUAAGAGUUUAUGUUUAAGUUACUUAAGCUUCUGUUUUUUAGAAUUUUUAAUAAUAAAAAGAAAUUGUCGAAAACUUUUUUUGUGUAAACAUUUCUGACGACAUACCAUAGCUACCAUAGAGGAGCCGUUUUCUGUGUAUUCGUUAUUAAAUUUUAUUUUGUUAUUUUCGUUUUCUUAUUUAUUCUCUAAUUUUACAUUUAUGUAAUCAUUUAUAUUGUGUGCAAUAAUUAAAAAAUGUUUUAAAUUGAUGAAAUGAAAAAAAUUAUAGCAACGUUUGUAGAAAA
This is a messenger RNA of Hydra vulgaris (swiftwater hydra), 1946 nucleotides long. RefSeq names its product protein Aster-B. The record is from RefSeq and is a predicted model, not a curated record. Gene Ontology annotation, molecular function: sterol binding; sterol transfer activity. Gene Ontology annotation, biological process: intracellular sterol transport. NCBI's taxonomy places the organism in Eukaryota, Metazoa, Cnidaria, Hydrozoa, Anthoathecata, Hydridae. Gene Ontology annotation, cellular component: endoplasmic reticulum membrane; endoplasmic reticulum-plasma membrane contact site; plasma membrane.